AUGGCGAAGCACGAUGACGCGUUCCUGCCAGAAGGAAGCAGCAAAGACCAAGCCACCGAGCGGCUGAACCAGGUGUCGUCGCACAUAUCACCAUCGACCGCCAAACCACAAGUGAUAAAACCAAAAUUCAAGGCUACGGCUUCCCAUCUCCAAUCAGACUACUCUGAUGUUUUAUCACAAAUCGCCACCCUUCGCGCAAUUGCCGCGAAGCCGGACCCUGAUCACCGUGGAUAUGUGCGACAGAAACAAGCCGGAAAGCUGUGGGUGCGAGAACGCAUAGAGCAGCUGCUCGACCCCAACACUUUCCAAGAAAUAGGUUCUAUCUCUGGGACAGUGAUAUGGGAGAAGGUUGGGCCCAUGCAGGAAAAGCCGGUUUCGUUUGUACCGAGCAAUAACGUCCAGGGCUUGGGUAUGCUCCAGGGCAGAAAGGUUUUACUUACAGCCGAUGACUUUAGUAUCCGGUCGGGGCACGCAGAUGGCGCAAGUGCUGGGAAGUCGGCGUAUAUUGAGAAAUUGGCGGUUGCGCUAAGAGUUCCCGUCGUCAAGCUAGUAGACGGCAGCUCCGGCGGAGGCAGCGUGACGACAAUCCGUAAGGAAGGAUGGAGUUAUCUUCCCCACGUGGCUCAGUUCAAGCCAGCGAUACAGCAACUAAAUAUGGGAAUUCCUAAUCUCGGUGCAGUUGUCGGACCGGCUAUUGGCCUUGGCGCCGCAAGGGUAGUCUCCUGUCACUUCUCCGUUAUGGCAGCAGAUAUUGGCUCGCUCUUCAAUGCCGGCCCUAAAGUCGUGGAGGGCGCAACUUUCGAGGAGGGGCUUAACUUCCAGGACUUGGGAGGACCAAUGGUCCACUGCACAAACGGCACUAUCGAUAACCUAGCUACCAACGAAGCCGAAUGUUAUGAGCAACUACGUAGGGUCUUGAGCUACCUUCCCAACUCCGGUAGCGAAGCACCUCCCGUGGUUCCUUGUCAUGACCCCGAAGACAGGGAAGAUGUCGGAUUGCGGAACAUAAUUCCACGGCGACAAGCACGGACGUAUAAUCCGUACACUAUUAUUCAGUCUGUGGUCGAUCAGAACUCAUGGUUCGAGAUUGGGGCCCUAUGGGGUCGAACCGCUAUCAAUGGGCUCGCACGAAUCGGCGGACAUCCUAUCGGUGUGGUCUCACUCAACUGCGAAGUGAAUGGCGGUGCACUAGAUGCGGCUGGCAGCCAGAAACUGACGCGGCUAUUGAAGCUAUGCGAUGUCAUGAACCUGCCCGUUCUGCAAUUUCUGGAUGUCCGUAAGUACCGUCGCCGAGCGCACCGCCACUAUGCGAUGGGGGUGGAGCUUGCCAAGGCAUAUUACAGCACCACGGUACCAGUCUUCAACGUUGUGACGCGGCGCGUUUUUGGCGUGGCCGGUGGCGUCAUGCUCGGGUGUCGCGAUCCUGUUAUGCAGGUUGCAUGGCCGUCCGGGCAAUGGGGUUCACUCCCCCUGGACGGCGGAAUCGAGGUCGGGCAUCGACAUGAGCUUCGUGAGGCAGAGAAUGUAGGCAAGAAGGAGGAACGGUAUAAGGAGUUGGAGGAGGAGUAUCUGCGUCUGAUGAAUCCGGUGCGGACAGCGAACGCGUUUGGGGUGGAGGAAAUCAUUGACCCGAAGGAUACUAGACGGGUUUGCUGUGCAUGGGUGUCGCAUGUUUAUCAGGUACUUAUGCAAGAGCGCCUGGCAAACAGAGCGUGUGGGAAUAUCCGACCUUCAUUUGCUUGA
Molecule: messenger RNA, 1743 nt
Organism: Penicillium pulvis
Lineage: Eukaryota; Fungi; Ascomycota; Eurotiomycetes; Eurotiales; Aspergillaceae
Exons: 3
Coding region: 1-1743 (580 amino acids)
Molecular function (GO): propionyl-CoA carboxylase activity
Source: RefSeq, a predicted model, not a curated record